This is a messenger RNA of Suhomyces tanzawaensis NRRL Y-17324, 720 nucleotides long. RefSeq names its product Ifh1p (gene IFH1). The transcript is spliced from 2 exons. Gene Ontology annotation, molecular function: transcription coregulator activity. Lineage: Eukaryota; Fungi; Ascomycota; Pichiomycetes; Serinales; Debaryomycetaceae. The annotation marks the transcript as partial. Gene Ontology annotation, biological process: regulation of ribosomal protein gene transcription by RNA polymerase II. The record is from RefSeq and is a predicted model, not a curated record.
GAGAACGAUUAUGACAGUGGUGAGUCCACUGAUGUGGAUCUUUCGCUUCCAAAGUCCUCCAACAAAUCCAAAUUGGGUUCCAAAAUGGCCAAAGAAGUAUUGUCGUCCAAAACCGCAGACUACAGGCCUCCAGUGCUAGGAACCUGGGUGGCUAUCGACAGCAAACCGUUUGGAAUUAUCGACGGAUUAUCUACCCGAACAUUGAAUUCCAAGCAACUCGAACCACGGUCAAAACCCAAGAAAUUGCCGGGGGUAUCGGUUGCAAAUGCUGGCACUGGAACCACUUCAGACCUGGCCCUCGGCUUGGACGAGUUGUUAAACAUCAGCGAGUUGGAUGACGACGACGAGAAUGAUGUACGGAUUUGGAGAGACUUCAACAACCAAAAGAAUCUGGUGCCAUUGGGAGCGUUCCGUAACAAAUCGGUGUUGCAGAACUCGAUUAUUCAUGCCGAAAACGUCACCUCCCACUACAACCACACCAGCAAAUCGAACAACGACUUCAACAAGAGGAGACGAAACUCCUCCACUUCUUCUUAUGGUUCUGGAACUAUCAAGAAGGAAAACUCCAAGCUCAAGCGUAGAAAGGCGUCGAUUGUGGAAGCGGUUUCUGAGGGAUUCCGGCCCACCAAAUCAGGGCUUUUCAGCGAGCAUGCUUUGGCAGACGUCGAAGAGGUUUUGGGUGACGAUAAUGAAUUGAUGGCUUUAAUUAAGGGUUUAUAG